AUGAGGCAGCCUUCACAGCAUCAGCAGACUGCUCUGGCAGGUGCCCACCUGUCAGGUGUAUCAGCAAGGCCGCCCGGCGGCCUGCGCCUGUCGGGGCUUCUCAGCUCGCCCACUGCCUCUCCGGCUGGUCUGCAGCGUUACGGCAGCGGCAGUAGCAACGCCGGGUCGUCUAGGGAGAGCUUCGGUUCACGGAGACGACGGACUGACGAGGAGGGCAUGGGUCUGUACAGCCGCACGCGGCAGCAGCAGCUCGUCAACUUCAGACGCGUCAUUAGUGAUGUGUAUGAAGGCCGCCUAUUCGUAUCAGGGGCGGCUGCUGCUUGCAACCUACAGUGUUUGAAGCGAACCGGUAUAACUCACGUGGUCAACACGAUCGGUGACAUUUGUCCCAACGUCUUCGCUUCGCUUCUGACCUACAAGACAUAUUAUCUGAAGGACACACGGCAGCAGAAUAUCAUGUGUGUUUUUUAUGACUGCAUAAGGUUCAUAUCCGAAGCCAUAGACGAAGGGGGAGAGACUUCAGCUUCAGCCGUUGCUGCUACUGGCGCUUCUCCUGCUUCUGCCGGCGGUGCCGGUAGUCCCACAGGCAGCAACAGAAACAGUGGUAGCGACCACAGCAGCACCAGUAGCGACAGCAGCAGCAAGAAGCCCCACAAAGUGUUGAUACACUGCAAAGAAGGUGUGUCGAGGUCGGCCACUCUCGCAAUCGCUUUCCUUAUGUGGAAACUCCGCCUGCCUUUUGCUGAGACGUUUGAACGGAUGCGGAGUCGCCGUGCUAUUUGUAGCCCCAACACAGGUUUCACUUACCAGUUGCUGCUGCUGCAGAAGCGCUUAGGCUUGCAGCAUCCCCGGGCACCCAUCUCAAAUCUCGAUAUGGCUACUUCAAAGGAGGGACAGAGGGCGGGGUCUCCCUUGGAAGGCCCCUCCUCCCCAGUCGUGCCGGCUUCCGGCAGCCCCUCACCAAGGGCCACUGGGCGCCGUGCUCCUCCAUCAUCAAUCGCAUCCCUUGACUUGUCUAUUGCUGAUGGGCGUGAUGACAGAGCCUGUACCGCAGGGUCUCCACUCGAAGCAGACGAUGCAGGGACCGCCCCAAGGGGCCUCGGUCCCAGAGCCCCCCGCAUAUGUGCACCACCCAGACCUGGGGGAGACAGAGAGGAAGGCAGUGACGCGCCACCACAAGGGGAAAGCCCUUUCUCUUCAGUAGACGAUCCCCCAGCAGUGUCACCCCUCGCUCAACUAUCAGCGCCUGCUGCGGCAGCAAUUGCAGUAGCAGCAGCAUCCGCAAGGACGUGUUCUGCUGUGGAGGACUGCGUGUUGCUGCUGCAUCUUGUUGUGCAUUCGGCACACUCCCCCGACUUCCUACUUUGGUCAGAAAUAACAGAGUGGCGACCAGGAGUGCUGCCCUCAUUCUCGGAACACGGGGUGUACAUGCUGAGGGGCGGUGGCCAGGCUUGGGUAUGGAUGGACAGCAGCAAGUGCCUGCGCAAAGCAGCAGAAGUCGAAGAAGCGGCGCGGAACUAUCAAGAAAACGUAGCGCUUGUAGAACGGCGCAGUAUCCAGCUCCACUACAUUGCACCCGGCUCGGAGCCUUCAGCCUUUUGGCUCACUCUGGGUAUAGGGGAAGGAACCACACAUUUGGGUGUCCCCAACCUCCCCUCAGGAUUGGAGCCGAUGGUGCCAGAGAAAUCCGAGGAGCCGUUUCGUUGGAGAGACUACUGCGCCUUUGACCUCCCUGCGGAUUGGGGAGAAGUGGGAGCUGCUGAAGGGGCCUUUAUGGCUACUGGGACCCACCAAGACCCACCAGCGACUCAGGGACCGAGCAUGCUGGAAGGAGGUACAGAGGGGCUGUACAGGCCAUGUGAAGUAAAUCUAGGCCAACUACAGAGCAGCAGCAACACCAGCAGCAGAUUAUCUUCUGGUGUGCCCUCGGUGCGACGGUCACUCGAGCUGUUUGAGAACCCUGCAGAUGAGGUUUCACCACAAACAGCAGCAGGAGCCGGAGGAGCAGCAACGACAGCAGCAGCAGCGAGAAAUACAAAGGGAGUAGCUAUGCUUUUCUCUCUCCCUAACCUAGAAGAACCGCUGGGCCUCUUUGACUCAGAGGAUCUCUUACCAGACAGGGUUUUCCUGCUGGUGGCGGAGGGCAGCGAAGGCAGCGACUGCGGUACGACAGAUGCCACAGUAGCAGGGAAAGAAGCAGUCAGGGCGUGGCUGUGGGUAGGGGCCAAUGCAGAGUUUGACCCAGAGAGGGAUCAAGAAGCUGUGAAGGCCCAAGUGAUGGCUUUGCUUUUGCAGCUGGAUGGGGAGGAGUCCGAGACUUUCUGGAGUCACUUUGCCAAUGGUUGA
This is a messenger RNA of Eimeria mitis, 2346 nucleotides long. RefSeq lists its product as uncharacterized. Lineage: Eukaryota; Apicomplexa; Conoidasida; Eucoccidiorida; Eimeriidae. Gene Ontology annotation, biological process: protein dephosphorylation. Gene Ontology annotation, molecular function: protein tyrosine/serine/threonine phosphatase activity. The record is from RefSeq and is a predicted model, not a curated record.